AAUGUCAGAGAAUAUGAUUUACAUGUGCAGGAGUUGCUGUACUGUUCUUGGAGACUCGCUAAGUGUAUGUGGGACAAACGAUAGUCUGAAGGUUAUCGCUUGCCUGAGGGUCACGAAUGAAGUUGUUAUGGAUAAAGGAUUACAUAUUAUGUUGGAUGGUGACCUGAAUGGUUGUGCCUACUAUCCCUUGCACUGCAGAUCCUGUGAAACGCGUAUCGGUUUCACUAUGUACACAGCAUUUAGGAUUUUCUCCUGCCUACGUGGUCUGUUUUGUUUACAGAAAGAACAGAUUACUUGCUAUGUUUUAAACUCCCGAAAAAUAUUUCCUGGGCUUGAGUUGGACAUAAAACCCCCAAUCCUAGGAGGACACAUUAAAGAGCUGAAAGAGGGGUUAGUAAACCUCCAUCUUCAAGUAGAGCUCCUGAAUUGCCAGCUGGGGCACCUACCUGUGAAAUCUGUGAAAUUAUGA
Molecule: messenger RNA, 469 nt
Organism: Spea bombifrons (plains spadefoot toad)
Lineage: Eukaryota; Metazoa; Chordata; Amphibia; Anura; Pelobatidae
Gene: OIP5
Product: Opa interacting protein 5
Exons: 5
Coding region: 2-469 (155 amino acids)
Biological process (GO): chromosome segregation; CENP-A containing chromatin assembly
Cellular component (GO): nucleus; chromosome, centromeric region; chromatin
Source: RefSeq, a predicted model, not a curated record